CCGGUACAAACCCCGGUUCUUCUUUCCCUUCCGCUGAAUGUUUACGCUUGGUUUUCAGCCUCAGUUGUUCAGUUUGCUUAGCUAUUAACUCGUGUUUUCUAGAAGAAAUACACCUGCUUUUGAUAGGGAAAUAAAUUCCUCUAGAAAGUGGACUUUAAGUGUAAACUCACGAUGGUGGCAAUUAUAUCUGCUCUUCCCGGCCCUCAGCAUGACCUCUGAGCAGGACCUGCUGCUGAAGGAAUACGUGAAGAUGAUGACGGACAUGAUCGUCCUCUGUGCCACUCUGGCUCUCUCUCUCUUCUUCUGGCUCCUCUCCCUCACCAUCAGCACCUACUCCGGAACCCUACAGCCUGUGUCUCCAUGGCGAUGGUUGUUCUCCAUCCUGGUUCCUCUGAUGUUGACGGUCCGAGCGCUGAACAGGAAAAGUCUCAACCACUCAGGAGCUCUGGGAGCUCUCCUCGUGGGCUUCGUGUUGACGAUGGCCAACUUCAGCUUCUUCUCCUCCCUGCUGGCCUUCUUCAUCACCUCCUCCAAGCUCACCCGCUGGGGGGGGGCGCAGAAGAAGAAGAUCGACGUCGAGUACAAAGAGGGGGGCCAGAGGAACUGGAUCCAGGUGUUCUGUAACGGAGGGGUCCCCACGGAGCUGGCCCUGCUUUACAUGAUAGAGGUGGGUCCCGGGGAGAUCCCCAUAGACUUCAGUAAGCAGUACACCGCCUCCUGGAUGUGUCUCUCUCUGCUGGGGGCCCUCGCCUGCAGCACUGGGGACACCUGGAGCUCCGAGGUGGGGCCCGUCCUCAGCCAAUCACAGCCCAGACUCAUCACCACCUGGAAGGAAGUCCCGGCAGGAACAAACGGAGGAGUGACCCCGGUGGGAUUAGUGGCCAGUUUCUUCGGGGGGCUCACGGUGGGCGUGGCUUACUACGUCACACAGCUCCUGUUUGUGGGGGACCUGAACAUUGCCGACCCCCAGUGGCCCAUCAUGGUGUACGGAGGGCUGGCCGGGCUGCUGGGCUCCAUGCUGGACUCCUUCCUGGGGGCUCACAUGCAGUACUCGGGCUUUGACGCGAGCAUUGGGAAGGUGGUGGGCUACCAGUCGGCCACCACCACACGCAUCUGUGGGAAACCCAUCCUGGACAACAACGCCGUGAACCUGUUCACCUCCGUCAUCGUGGCGCUCGUGCUGCCCGGGCUAGCGUGGGGGAUGUGGCCUCGGUAAACCCCGCCUCACUCAGAGACGUUUGAGAUGCCCGUGGAUCUGUGACUGCAGUUAAUAAAUACUGACUGAUACUGUC
Molecule: messenger RNA, 1292 nt
Organism: Eleginops maclovinus (Patagonian blennie)
Lineage: Eukaryota; Metazoa; Chordata; Actinopteri; Perciformes; Eleginopidae
Gene: tmem19
Product: transmembrane protein 19
Exons: 8
Coding region: 209-1216 (335 amino acids)
Cellular component (GO): membrane
Source: RefSeq, a predicted model, not a curated record